Gryllus bimaculatus (two-spotted cricket) is the source of this 754-nucleotide messenger RNA. The record is from the annotation of a GenBank genome assembly. Lineage: Eukaryota; Metazoa; Arthropoda; Insecta; Orthoptera; Gryllidae.
CGCUAUCUUUGUGUUCUGCAAUCUAUGGAAGCUGUAGCCAGUCAACGGAGGAAACAUGGCUGAAGAGUUGUUGGUGGUUUUACGGAGGAGUGAUUCGUGUGGUUUAGGGUUUUCCUUGCUCGGGACAGCUGGCUUACCGCCGAUAAUCUACGACAUUGUUGAGAAUUCCCCUGCUGCUGAAAGUGGUGAGGUCGAGGCCGGGGACGUUAUCCUGAAAGUGAACGAGACUGACGUCAACAGGUUUAGCACAAAAGAAGUUUUGAAAUGCCUUCGGUUAUCAGCGGACCCUAUCACGUUGAAAUUGAAAAGAGAUCCGCUGAUCAAAGCUCGGGUAAAACAUUACCUGUCAACGCAGAACGCGCACGAAAACUGCGACUUUGCGUCGUCGCACGAUAAGUAUAACAGUGUUAGCGGCGGGGGCUCUGGGGCCGUCGACGAGGGAGGCGGCGGCUUAGUUGGCGGCGCGGCGGAGGGCGGGGCGCGGGUGGCGUGCGGGCCCCGCGCCGGUGACUGGGGGCGGCGGCCCUCCCUCGCUGUCCUCGUCGCCCCGCUUCGUCGUCCCUCGUCGUCGUCGUCUUCCCAGUCGUCGCCGCCGUCGGACGCGAGCGACGCCGCGCCCCUGGGCGCAGCUCGCAGCAACGCACGAGCUCCUCGGACCAGGAGGCGCUGCUCCCGGUGGCGGCGUCCGCGCGCGCCGCGCCACGCCCCGCCGCGCGCUGGAGGCCUCGGACAGCGACGAGCCCAGCAGCAGUAG